This is a messenger RNA of Onychostoma macrolepis, 6606 nucleotides long. It is a transcript of the gene sos1, whose product is annotated as son of sevenless homolog 1 (Drosophila). Gene Ontology annotation, molecular function: protein heterodimerization activity; guanyl-nucleotide exchange factor activity. NCBI's taxonomy places the organism in Eukaryota, Metazoa, Chordata, Actinopteri, Cypriniformes, Cyprinidae. The coding region runs from base 1020 to 4853 and encodes 1277 amino acids. Gene Ontology annotation, biological process: positive regulation of GTPase activity; Ras protein signal transduction. The transcript is spliced from 23 exons. The record is from RefSeq and is a predicted model, not a curated record. Gene Ontology annotation, cellular component: plasma membrane.
UAGGAAAACUUCUACGUACUAUAUUGGAUUAAAUGUGUUGCAGUAGUGUUUUAUUUUCCUGGUGAUGGGAGUGAUCUGCGAUCGGCGUCCCUGUGCUCCGCUAGUUCUGUCUGACGUCAUUACGUCAUCACACUCGGAGCAGUUUCACAGCAGAGAUAAAGCGAAUUAAAAAACUAAAAAUCAGUGUCGUAUGUGAAAUCAAAAUCACGGAGUGUAUCCAAACUAUUGUAAUUUAAAAAAAAGUACUGUUGUCAAACUCUAAGCGUGUUAUUUCGUUUUUUUCUAAUGUACAUUUAAUAUCUCAUAUUAUAUAUGAUAUAUAAACGUGAUAUAUAUCGUUAUAUUGAUUGUUUUAUGCUUAUUAUGCUCGAUUUUUCCUGCUGGCGGAGUGAUCGGCGAUCCGUUAGUUUGCCUGCGCCGCCCGUGCGUCAUUGCGUCAUCACACGCACAGUGUUUUUGCUUCGUCUCUUUCAAACCGCGGAGAGACUCUUGCGUUUACACCCUCGGUUUUUCCUCUCGGUUUGGACUUUCGCGCUUCAUCCGAUGCUCGAGCGUUUGUGGUGGAUCUCGAGGAGCGGCGCGAGGCUCGGUGACGCGGAACGCGGCGAAAGCGGGGAGUUUUCUGAGGCGUUUUAUUGCGCAUGUUCAUGAACCGCCCGAAUGAACGCGGAUCAAUAAAACCCCGAGAUCUGGUCAAAACACGGCGGAACCCGACAAACGGAUCCGUUCUGUGACUGGAGUCCCAGCGAGCCGAGCCAGAUCGCGCCGAUCGAUACCUCAUCGAUAUCUGAUCGAUCGCUGAGGAGAUGCGCGCGCACUGAUCGCCUCAGGGAUCGAUAGCUGAUCGAUAACACAUGCUGGAGCUCCGCUGCUGUCUGGAGGAUGCGAUGGUCACAUUAGGCAGGUGUGCUCUUCCUCCUCCUCCUCCUCCUCUGGUGUGUCGGAUCAGGUGGAUGUGAGACACACACACACACACACACACACACACAUACACACACACACACACACACACACACAUCAUGCAGGCUGCGCCCUUCCAGUAUGAUUUCUACAGUGAGGAGAACGCGCCCAAAUGGAGAGGACUGCUGGUGCCGUCACUCAACAAGGUGCUGAGUCAGGUGCACCCGAAGCUGUCGUCGCAGCAGGAGGCGCUGCAGUACAUCGAGGGCCUGAUCCUGGUGCUUCUCAACACUCUCUGUCAGGCUCAGCCGCGCACCGUUCAGGACGUGGAGGAGCGAGUGCAGAGGAGUUUCCCGCACCCCAUCGAGAAAUGGGCCAUCGCAGACGCUCAGGCCGCUAUCGAGAAGAGGAAGAGGAGGAACCCGCUAGCGCUGCCCGUCGACAAGAUCCACCCGCUGCUCAAGGAGGUUCUGGGUUAUAAGAUCGAUCAUCAGGUGUCGGUGUACAUCGUGGCGGUGCUGGAGUACAUCUCUGCCGAUAUACUGAAGCUAGCUGGAAACUAUGUGCGAAACAUUCGCCACUAUGAGAUCUCGCAGCAGGACAUCACUGUGGCCAUGUGUGCCGAUAAGGUGCUGAUGGACAUGUUCCAUCAGGUGGAGGAGGACAUCAGCGUGUUUCCUCUGGACGAGGAGCCGUCUGCGGCCGAGGAGCAAAUGUACUAUGACCUGGUGAAGACCUUCAUGGCGGAGGUGCGUCAGUAUCUGCGCGACCUGAACCUCAUCAUCAAGGUUUUCCGCGAGCCCUUCGCCUCCAACACCAUGCUGUUCUCCCCGCACGACGUGGAGAACAUCUUCAGCCGGAUCGUGGACAUCCAUGAGGUGACGGUGAAGCUGCUGGGGCUGAUCGAGGACACGGUGGAGAUGACCGACGAGGGCAGUCCUCACCCGCUGGUGGGCAGCUGCUUCGAGGACCUCGCUGAGGAGCUGGCCUUUGACCCCUACGAGACGUACGCACAGGAUAUCCUGCGCAGCGGCUUCCACGACCACUUCCUGAGUCAGCUGUCCAAACCCGGAGCGGCCAUCUACCUGCAGUCCAUCUGUGAAGGCUUCAAAGAGGCGGUGCAGUAUGUUUUACCGCGGUUACUCCUCACGCCCGUCUACCACUGUCUGCAUUACUUCGAGAUUUUAAAGCAACUGGAGGAGAAGAGUGAGGAUGAGGAGGAUAAAGAGUGUUUGAAGCAGGCCAUUACAGCCCUUCUGAACCUGCAGAGCAGCAUGGAGAGAAUCUGCUCAAAGAGCCUCGCCAAGAGACGCCUCAGCGAGUCGGCGUGCCGCUUCUACAGUCAGCAGAUGAAGGGCAAACAUCUGGCCAUCAAGAAGAUGAAUGAGAUCCAGAGGAACAUAGACGGCUGGGAGGGCAAAGACAUCGGCCAGUGCUGCAACGAGUUCAUCAUGGAGGGGACGCUCACGCGGGUCGGCGCCAAACACGAGCGCCACAUCUUCCUGUUUGACGGCCUCAUGAUCUGCUGCAAGUCCAACCACGGCCAGCCACGUUUGCCAGGAGCCAGCGCUGCCGAGUACCGGCUCAAGGAGAAGUUCUUGAUGAGGAAGGUCCAGAUCAACGACAAGGACGAUAAGGAGGGCGAGUACCGGCAUGCCUUCGAGAUCAUCCUGAAGGACGGGAACAGCGUGGUGUUCGCUGCUAAAUCGGCGGAGGAGAAGAACGGCUGGAUGGCGGCGCUGAUCUCGCUGCAGUACCGCUCCACGCUGGAGCGCAUGCUGGACACGGCCAUGCUGCAGGAGGAGAAGGAGGAGCAGAUGAGGCUCCCCGGGGCCGAGGUGUACCGCUUCGCCGAGCCCGACUCCGAGGAGAACGUCGUGUUCGAGGAGAACGUCCAGUCCAAAUCCGGCAUUCCCAUCAUCAAAGCCGGCACGGUGCUGAAGCUCAUCGAGCGGCUGACUUUCCACAUGUACGCUGAUCCUAAUUUCGUCAGGACGUUUCUGACCACGUACCGAUCGUUCUGUAAACCUCAGGAGCUGCUGGAUCUGCUCAUGGAGAGGUUUGAAAUUCCUGAACCUAAACCCACGGAAGCGGAUCAGAUGGCCAUGGAGAACGGAGACCAGCCGCUGAGCGCAGAACUCAAACGCUUCCGCAAAGAGUUCGUUCAGCCGGUACAGCUCAGGGUGUUGAAUGUGUGCAGGCACUGGGUCGAGCAUCAUUUCUAUGACUUUGAGAGAGACGCUCAGUUGCUGCGGCAGCUGGAGGAGUUCAUCGGCAUGGUCAGAGGUAAGGCCAUGAGGAAGUGGGUGGAGUCCAUCACCAAGAUCAUCCAGAGGAAGAAACAGGCUCAAGCCAACGGCCCCAGUCACAACAUCACAUUCGAGAGCUCGCCACCGUCCAUCGAGUGGCACCUGUGUAAAGCGGGACAGACGGAUCAGUUUGACCUCAUGACCCUUCACCCCAUCGAGAUCGCCCGACAACUCACGCUGCUGGAGUCUGACUUCUACAGGGCGGUUCAGCCAUCAGAGCUGGUGGGCAGCGUUUGGACUAAAGAAGAUAAAGAGAUCAAUUCCCCGAACCUGCUGCGAAUGAUCCGCCACACCACCAACCUCACGCUGUGGUUCGAGAAGUGCAUCGUAGAAACGGAGAACGUGGAGGAGCGUGUGGCCAUCAUAUCGCGCAUUAUCGAGAUCCUGCAGGUCUUUCAGGAGCUCAAUAACUUCAAUGGCGUUCUGGAGGUGGUGAGCGCCAUGAACUCAUCGCCCGUCUACAGACUCGACCACACCUUCGAGCAAAUCCCGAGCAGACAGAGGAAGAUUCUGGAGGAAGCUCAUGAACUCAGUGAAGAUCAUUAUAAGAAAUAUCUGGCUAAACUCAGGUCCAUCAACCCCCCCUGUGUGCCCUUCUUUGGGAUUUAUUUAACAAAUAUUCUGAAAACUGAGGAGGGAAAUCCAGACUUCCUGAAGAGACACGGCAAGGAACUGAUCAACUUCAGCAAACGGCGGAAAGUGGCGGAAAUAACCGGAGAAAUCCAGCAGUACCAGAACCAGCCGUACUGCUUACGUGUGGAAAACGACAUACGGAAGUUCUUUGAGAACCUGAACCCGAUGGAGGACAUGACGGAGAAGGAGUUCGCUGACUAUCUGUUCAACAAAUCUCUGGAGAUUGAGCCGCGUAACGCUCGCACGCUGCCUCGAUUCCCAAAGAAGUACAGCUGUCCCCUGAAGUCUCCGGGUGUUCGCCCGUCCACCGUCCGCCCGGGAACCAUGCGGCACCCGACGCCGCUGCAGAACGAGCCCCGAAAGAUCAGCUACAGCCGCAUCCCAGACAGCGAGACGGAGAGCAGCGCCGCUUCAGCCCCAAACUCUCCCCGCACUCCACUGACGCCUCCACCCGCCUCCACCGCAUCCAGCUCCACCGAGAUCUGCAGCGUCUUCGACUCUCCACAGCCGCCCUCCAGCCCCUUCCACUCCAGAUCUUCUUCAGUGUCGUCUAUGAGUUUCCUCCGGAAUGACGAGCCUCCCGUUCCUCCGCCCAUCCCGCCGCGCCGCCGGCCCGAAUCUGCACCCGCCGAGUCCUCGCCCUCCAAGAUGAUGUCGAAGCACCUGGACAGUCCUCCGGCGAUCCCGCCGCGUCAGCCCACCACUAAGGUGUACUCUCCCCGUUACUCGCUCACGGAGCCGCCCGACAGCCCGCCCACCCUGCCGCCGCGGGAGCCGGUGCGAACGCCGGACGUCUUCUCCAGCUCCCCGCUGCACCUGCAGCCGCCUCCGCAGGGCCGGCGCUCCGAACCCAACCAGGCCUUCUUCCCGCCACAGAUGCCCGGGCCGCCCGUGCCACCGCGCCACAGCACCUCGCAGUCACCCAUCCCCAAACUCCCACCUAAGACCUACAAGAGAGAGUCGGUCCACCGCGACGGGCCACCGCUCCUGGAGAAUGCAAACCCCUCGUAGAGCGACGCGCUUACAGACAGUGCUGGAGACGAAACGAAAACAGACGAAAGCAACAUGUGCCCUUAAAGGGACGCUUCAGCCGAGAAUGGGAAUUCUGUCAGUGUUUAGUCACCCUCAAGCUGUUCCAAACCAGUACGAGUUUCUUUCUGCUGCUGAACACAAAAAAUGAUAUUUUGAAGAAUGUUGGUAACCAGACAGCUGACGGCACCCAUCGACUUCCAUAGUAUUUUUUGCCCAUAUAAUGGAAAUCAAUGGAAACCGAAAUUUUGUGACUAUCAUUCUUCAAAAUAAUUAGAAGACACUUAGAAGAACCCAAAAAUAUAUUUUGAAGAAUGUUGGUAACCAGAAAGCUGACGGCACCCAUCGACUUCCAUAGUAUUUUUAUGCCCAUGUAAUGGAAGUCAAUAGGAAUCAAAACUGUCUGGUUACCAACAUUCUUAAAAAUAUUCAGAAAACAUUUAGAAGGACACAAAAGAAGAUCUUAGUGCUGGGAAAUGAUUAAUUGCAAUUAGUCGCAUACUAAAUAAAAGUUUUUGUGUACAUAAUAUAUGUGUGAGUAGUGUGUAUAUUUAUUAUGUAUAUAUAAAUACACACACAUGCAUGUAUAUAUUUAAGAAAAAUGUUAUGUAUAUAUUACAUAUAUUUAUAUAUAAUAUAAAUUAUAUGAAUAUAAAUAUACAUGUAAAUACAUGUACUGUAAAUAUUUUCAAAAUAUAUACUGUAUAUGUGUCUUUAUAUAUAUAUAUAUAUAUAUAUAUAUAUAUACAUUAUAAAUAUACACAGUACACACACACAUAUAUAUAUAUAUAUAUAUAUUACAUAUAUUACAUAAACGACAACUUUUAUUUUGGAUGCGAUUAAUUGUUGCCCAACAUUAUUAGAUAUUUGGAGAAAUGUGAGUAACCAGACAAUUGAUGGUACCCAUUGAUUUGCAUAGUAUAUAAUGGAAACCAAAAUUGUUUUGUUACCAACAUUCUUCAAAAUAAUUAGAAGACACUUAGACGAACCCCCCCCCAAAAAAUGUAUUUUUAGAAUGCUGGUAACGAAAGUGUUUCGGAAGUCAAUGUGUAAUGGAAGUGUAAUUGAAGUCAAUGGCUGCCGUCAGCUGUUUGGUUGCCAACAUUCUUAAAAACAUCUGUUUUUGUGUUCAACAGAAGAAAGAAACUCCUACAGGUUUGUAACAUCUUGAGGCAGAUCUUGUAAAUGAUGGCAGAAUUGUAAUUUUGGGUGAACUGUCCCUUUAAAUUCGUCCUUCCGAGACGACGAUUGUGUUUCCAUAAAGUGCAAAUCACGCCCGUUCGGGAACUCUCUGUAUUGUUUUUUUGUCUUUGGUGUAGCUGUUUUGUCUCAUGUUCGUUUCAUUUCACGGCUUGGUUGGUUUUCUGCAGUCAUCGUCUGCGAUCGGCUGAUUCUCCUCCUGAACACAGACUGAGAAACACACAAACCCGCUGGAUGACAGACUAAACAGAGCAGCUCUUCUGGUGACGGAGAGCGUUCUCUGGAUUAUUUCCGGACGCCGCUGGUGUUCUAGACUCACUCGAGAGCCGGUAGACUAAAGAGCGCCGGGAGUUUAAGGUACCCUCACAGCAAAGAGGUACUGGAGAAACCUUCAAGAAACACACCUGAUUGUCCUGUACGUGUUAGAACUUUUAUUUUCUCAAUCAUUUCUUGUUUUGCCAAUAAGUAUGUAAAGAUGAAACGAUCGCCUUCUUAAAACAAGGGAAUAAAAGUGUUUCUACCAAUGUAUGCCAAA